GUCCCAUGUACGGCGACCUCGAGAACGCUAAGCCGCCGAUACACGCGCGUGCACAUACAUUGUACGGUGCGUGGGUGUUGUCGAGGCGCGUCCUUGUAACGAUGGGGGUGUGUCGCGGGCGCACCCCUAGCAGACAUUGGGAUUACAGCUGAGGCAUAGCUCGCGUCCGAGUGUUAAUCUGGGUCGUGGCGGUGGUUCGGGUAGCGCGAGAAUAUUUUAAGGGCGAAUAAUUCGCUCGGAGUGGCGAUGGGCAACAAAAUCGUGACCUUUUCGGAGGAGCAGCUCGAGGACUACCAGGACUGCACGUACUUUACGAGGAAGGAGAUACUGAGGCUGCAGAAGCGCUUCCGCGAGAUGUCCGAUCCCGGAAUGGUUCCACGCAGCAUGACAUCGCACGAGGCCUCGAAUUUACGGUUGCCGCUCAACUGCUUGGCCCGAAUACCCGAGCUCAAGGAAAAUCCGUUCAGGGAUCGGAUCGGCCAGGUGUUUACAAGGAAUGGCCUGGAGUCGGACCAAACCGAGGACGAGGUCGAGGGCAUCUGCUUCGAGGAUUUCCUCGAGAUGAUGUCCGUGUUCUCGGAGCAUGCGCCGCGCGACCUCAAAGUCUAUUAUGCCUUCAGGAUUUAUGAUUUUGACGAGGACGGACUCGUGGGCCUCGGUGAUUUAGAACACACGUGCCGGCAGCUGGUGCGUGGCGGGCUCACCGACGAUGAGAUCUCCACGGUGUGUCAGAAGGUGCUCGAGGAAAGCGACAUCGACGGUGACGGGGCUUUGUCUUACCUAGAAUUCGAGCACGUCGUAACCAGAGCCGCUGACUUCUUAUCCACCUUUCACAUACGCAUGUAAUUCAUCAUUGCGAGCGCCGCUUCCUUCUAAUCAUAUUAAAUGACUUGUAUAAAGUAAAAUAUUAUAAUGGUACUCGUGGAGGCAUUUAAGAACAAUACAUGUAUCUCGAAACAUA
Ceratosolen solmsi marchali is the source of this 961-nucleotide messenger RNA. RefSeq names its product calcium and integrin-binding family member 3. Bases 247 to 846 code for a protein of 199 amino acids. The transcript has 4 exons. Gene Ontology annotation, molecular function: magnesium ion binding; calcium ion binding. Gene Ontology annotation, biological process: calcium ion homeostasis. The record is from RefSeq and is a predicted model, not a curated record. NCBI's taxonomy places the organism in Eukaryota, Metazoa, Arthropoda, Insecta, Hymenoptera, Agaonidae.